Molecule: messenger RNA, 2247 nt
Organism: Fukomys damarensis (Damara mole-rat)
Lineage: Eukaryota; Metazoa; Chordata; Mammalia; Rodentia; Bathyergidae
Gene: Ccdc47
Product: coiled-coil domain containing 47
Exons: 13
Coding region: 323-1774 (483 amino acids)
Biological process (GO): endoplasmic reticulum calcium ion homeostasis
Cellular component (GO): endoplasmic reticulum
Molecular function (GO): calcium ion binding
Source: RefSeq, a predicted model, not a curated record
CCCAGCAUCCCCACCUCACCUCUACAGAACCUGGGAGGAAGAGGUCUCGCGCUGUCCCCGAGGCUGCGUCUUGCGCCCCUCGUCGUGCGCAGGCGCGGACGAGUCGUACGCAUUCUACGUAACUGACGGUGACGGCUCGUUGGGGAGUGGAUAGCGGGCUUGAGCUACCUACGCGGUCAGGGUGCUGCAGGAGGAACUGCACGUAAGACCGCCUCGAAGGUGAAAGCAGCGGACAGGCUGAGAGGCAGGCGGGUUGGAAGUAUCCACUAUAGGAGCGCCGGGCCGGAUUUUGACCUCGGGUGCAGCUUAUUUUUAAGGUGAGAUGAAAGCCUUCUGUGCUUUCUGUAUUGUCCUUUUGGUGUUUGGAAGUGUCUCUGAAGCCAAGUUUGAUGACUUUGAAGAUGAGGAUGACAUAGUAGAAUAUGAUGAUAAUGACUUUGCUGAAUUUGAGGAUGUCGUGGAAGAUUCUGUUACUGAAUCUCCUCAGCGGUUGAUAACCACUGAAGAUGAUGAAGAUGAGACCACUGUGGAAUUGGAAGGGCAGGAUGAAAACCAAGAAGGAGAUUUUGAAGAUGCAGAUACACAGGAGGGGGAUACUGAGAGUGAGCCAUAUGAUGAUGAAGAAUUUGAAGGUUAUGAAGACAAACCAGAUACUUCAUCUAGCAAAAAUAAGGACCCAAUAACAAUUGUUGAUGUUCCUGCACACCUCCAGAACAGUUGGGAGAGUUAUUACCUAGAAAUUUUGAUGGUGACUGGUCUGCUUGCCUAUAUCAUGAACUAUAUCAUUGGGAAGAAUAAAAAUAGUCGCCUUGCUCAGGCCUGGUUUAACACUCAUAGAGAGCUUUUGGAGAACAACUUUACCUUAGUAGGGGAUGAUGGAACUAACAAAGAAGCCACAAGCACAGGAAAAUUGAACCAGGAGAAUGAGCACAUCUAUAACCUAUGGUGUUCUGGUCGAGUGUGCUGUGAGGGCAUGCUUAUCCAGCUUAGAUUCCUGAAGAGACAAGAUUUACUGAAUGUCCUGGCUCGGAUGAUGAGGCCAGUGAGCGAUCAAGUGCAAAUAAAAGUAACCAUGAAUGAUGAUGACAUGGAUACAUAUGUAUUUGCUGUUGGAACACGAAAGGCUUUGGUGCGACUGCAGAAGGAGAUGCAAGAUCUGAGUGAAUUUUGUAGUGACAAACCUAAGUCUGGAGCAAAAUAUGGGCUGCCAGACUCUUUGGCCAUCCUAUCAGAGAUGGGAGAAGUCACAGAGGGAAUGAUGGAUACAAAGAUGGUUCACUUUCUUACACACUAUGCUGACAAGAUUGAAUCUGUUCAUUUUUCAGACCAGUUCUCUGGUCCAAAAAUUAUGCAAGAGGAAGGUCAGCCUUUAAAGCUACCUGACACUAAGCGGACAUUAUUGUUUACAUUUAAUGUGCCUGGCUCAGGUAACACUUAUCCAAAGGAUAUGGAGGCUUUGCUACCCCUUAUGAACAUGGUGAUUUAUUCUAUUGACAAAGCCAAAAAGUUCCGACUCAACAGAGAAGGCAAACAAAAAGCAGAUAAGAACCGUGCACGAGUAGAAGAGAACUUCUUAAAGCUGACACAUGUGCAGAGACAGGAAGCUGCACAGUCUCGUCGUGAGGAGAAAAAGAGAGCAGAGAAGGAGCGAAUCAUGAAUGAAGAAGAUCCAGAGAAACAACGCAGACUGGAGGAAGCUGCUUUGCGGCGUGAGCAAAAGAAGCUGGAGAAGAAGCAGAUGAAAAUGAAACAAAUCAAAGUGAAAGCCAUGUAAAGAAAUCCCAGAGAUCUGAGUCCUAAUGCCACCUGUAAGCUCUGAGUUUAUGGAAAAACUAAAAACCCGAGUCCAUCUCAUCUUAAACUUCAAACACUCUUGGCAGUUGGGAAAUCCUAUUUCAUCAUCUAUUCUGCUGUUGGUUUGAAGUUUUACCAAGGUUGUAGAUACAUUGAAAGGACUCUUAUUUCUGUACUUUUGUUCUACAUAAGCAAAUUAUUUUGACUAUUUUGUAAAAGUGAUAUAUAAAACAUGUAGUUUUAAAAUAUUUAAAAUUAUAACAUGAAUCAGUGCUUUUAGUACUUCAGUGUUUGAAAAAUAUGAAUUCAUGGGUAAUUAGGUAGUUGCUUUUUGUUUAAACUAGGCAGUUGGAACAGCUAUGGAAAUUGACACUUAAGCCAAGAUUCCACAAAUAAUUAUUGGAAUUGCACAAUAAACAUUGCUUGGUGUUUUCUUCUGUGUCUACAUUAAAC